Molecule: messenger RNA, 1692 nt
Organism: Ilex paraguariensis (yerba mate)
Lineage: Eukaryota; Viridiplantae; Streptophyta; Magnoliopsida; Aquifoliales; Aquifoliaceae
Source: the annotation of a GenBank genome assembly
AUGGAGGAUGAUCGAGAAAAUCAGUCACUAACAAUCAAGAAAGCCAAUCAUAGCUCUGCAACACCGGCUUCUGGCGAUGGGAAGCUCCGAGUAGCGCUUAAAUUUUCGAAGGUGGAAGGUAGGGAAGAUGAUCAGGUUGGCUCUUCAGGAAAGGAUCAGACUCGGAUCUGCCCAGAGUGCCACAAAGGGUUCAGCUCUGGCAAAGCUUUGGGGGGUCACAUGAGAAUUCACGGUCACGAAAACAAAGAUCUAUCUCUCAAAAAGCUCAAACCCCACCAAACAACCAAGUUCAAGAUACAAUCGCAACACCAAGUUAUUGAUCUUAUGAAGAAGAAGAGUAAUAACACCUCCUAUGCUUGUUUGGGAGGUAACAGUAAGCCAACAUGUGUGCUUUGUAGUAAGAAUUUUCCGUCUAUGAAGUCGCUGUUUGGGCACAUGAGAUGUCACCCGGAGAGAGAGUGGAGGGGAAUUCAGCCUCCUCCGGCGGUGAAAAACAGUUCAUCUUCAUCCGUAUUGGACGUUGAGACUCAGAAAAUCGAUGAUCAGGUUGAUUCAGCUGGAAUUAAUGGGACAUCGGUGGUAGAUCUAACAGUGUCUCUUCGGCGGUGGCCUGUGACUGCCAAGAGAGGCCGUAAGUCCAAGGCCUUAGCCUUAACCUCCACAUGGGCUCUAUCCAGUUCAGAGGAUGAGGAUGAGAAGUGCCGUGAUGCUGCUAAUGAUCUCAUCAUGUUAGCUCAUGGAGAUUCUUUAGAGUCUGGCCUAACUCAUAAACAAAGGGUCGAGGACUUUGAGGCUACAAACAGCAAUUCAGCCGAAAUUGAGGACGCAAAUCGGGCUUCGGAAGUCGAGGAGUCACCAUUUGAGAACGGAGGGGAUUAUCCUAUGAAGAAGCUCAGAAUUGAGGAAAGAGGGUCCAAAUAUGUUGGAAAUAAUAGUGGCUUGAGUAUGAACAUGGAUAAAGAAGGCAAAGGUAAGGCUAUGUUGGAAACAGUUUGUGUUGCUGAAAAACCAGAAGACAGGCCUGAAGGGUUUGAUCACAAGAAAUGCUCAUACGAUGAUUGCAAGUAUCAUGAGAGUAGUAAUGGGCAGACGGUUACGAUUAAGAACAAAAAGAGGAGGAAGACGAUGAAACUGAUGGAUUUGGAGGCAAUACAAGACCUCAGUCCCUUUAAUCUGAAGGCAGAUGUGAGUACAAUUAUCAUGCCAGGUCAAUACAGAUGCAGCACCUGUGAAAAGUGCUUCCCGUCUCACCAAGCCCUGGGUGGACAUAGGUCCAGCCACAACAAAUUCAGAAUUCACAUCCAAAACACCAUUGAUGAAUCAUCAUCUGCUGCUGCUGAGGUUGAAAAUUCUAUCUAUCCCAUUACCCUACUGGAUGAAAUCAAAGAAAAUGAAGGGGCAAGCUCAACGAUGAUGGUGGAAAGCACACACCAAUGCCAGAUUUGCAACAAGACUUUUCCUACAGGCCAGGCUCUUGGGGGUCACAAGAGGUGUCACUGGACAGGGCCAGCGGAAGCUCCAUCGAGCCAAGUCACAUCCCCCGGUGAAGAGAGCCAGACGGGUCGUAAAGUUCAGACGUUUGAUCUCAAUGAGCUGCCUCUCAUGGAGGAUGAAGGUGGGUUUGAGUCUGAACAUGCAACUGGUUAUGGUUAUUUUUCUUCUUCAUACAACUCAGUUGCUAUAGUCAGUUGA